CUCACAUGCCUGGGGCAUUGAUCACCUCUCUAGGAAGUCUGAUCCAGGGUUUGACUGCACUCUUGGGCAGAAGUCAUUUGGGCAGAAGACAAAUAAGCACAGCUACGGAAUCUGAGCAGCUGGUCCAUAGGCAAUGUGUGGAGGCCAGCAGGCUGUACAGCGCAGGUGCAGAAGGAGUGUACAGGUUGGAAAGGUUUCAGUGGCUGCCCAGUUGAUCCGUUCACUCUGUUGUCUGGGAAUAAAGACGUGUUACAGAUCAUGGCUCCCUGGCCUGAGGUAGAAAAGCCUGAAACCAAUAACUAUAUUGGGGACUCUUCCAAACAAAACCAGAACAUGGCUGGGAAAGAAGGAGAAAAUCACAAAGCAGGCAAUGUGGCUUCACUUGGAAAUAAAGGGGAAAUUCAACCUGCAUUUUCCACAAUAGCCUUGAUAGAUGAGACAAGGCCAGAGCAAGGCGACCCAUGGGCUCUGCCGGAACUGCAGGACACUGGGGUCAAGUGGUCAGAAUUAGAUAGAAAAGGAAAAAUCAUUCGUGUACUCUACGGGAUAGGGAAGUUCAUUAUGCUGCUUGGAUUGCUCUACAUGUUUGUGUGUUCCCUGGAUGUUCUGAGCUCUGCUUUCCAACUGGUAGGAGGUAAAGCAGCAGGGGACAUAUUUAAAGAUGAUUCAGUGCUGUCUAAUCCUGUCGCGGGAUUGGUGAUUGGAGUUCUGGUGACUGUUAUGGUCCAGAGCUCCAGUACUUCCUCAUCCAUCAUAGUCAGCAUGGUGUCCUCCACAUUGCUAACUGUUCAAUCAGCUAUUCCGAUCAUCAUGGGAGCAAACAUUGGCACCUCAGUUACAAACACGAUUGUGGCACUCAUGCAAGCUGGAGACAGGAAUGAAUUUAGAAGGGCCUUUGCUGGGGCAACAAUCCAUGAUUUCUUUAACUGGCUUGCUGUGUUUGCACUGUUGCCCAUUGAAGUUAUUUCUGGCUAUCUUUACCAUCUCACCAAUGCUAUAGUUGAGUCCUUUCAUCUUGAAAGUGGUGAAGAUGCCCCUCAGCUACUAAAAGUUAUCACAGACCCCUUUACAAAGCUCAUCAUUGAGCUUGAUAAAUCAGUAAUAAAUGCAAUUGCUACUAAUGAUGAAUCAGCAAAAAACAAAAGCCUGGUCAAGGUCUGGUGUGUAACUGAAACCAAUGUGACACUGCAGAAUGUCACAGUUCCAUUUCCAGAAAACUGCACAUCUCCUGACUUUUGCUGGACUGAUGGAAACAUGACAUGGACUCUCAAGAAUGUAACUGAAACAGACUAUAUCACUAAAUGCCAGCAUCUCUUUGUAAACUCAGACCUGCCUGAUCUUGCCAUCGGUCUUAUCCUUCUGGCUUUGUCCCUGUUUGUUCUGUGCUCCUGUUUGAUAAUGAUCGUUAAGCUAUUAAACUCUGUGCUUAAAGGACAAGUGGCGAGUGUUAUCAAGAAGACAAUCAACACUGAUUUCCCAUUUCCUUUUACUUGGUUAGCUGGAUACCUGGCUAUGCUUGCAGGGGCUGGUAUGACCUUCGUUGUCCAAAGUAGUUCUGUUUUCACAUCUGCUAUUACACCCCUUGUUGGCAUUGGCGUUAUAAGCAUUGAGCGCUCUUAUCCCCUUACCUUAGGAGCUAACAUUGGCACAACCACGACAGCUAUACUUGCGGCUUUAGCAAGUCCAGGGAGUACAUUAAAAUAUUCACUGCAGAUUGCCUUGUGCCACUUUUUCUUCAAUGUCUCUGGGAUUAUUCUGUUUUACCCAAUACCUUAUACCCGGCUGCCAAUACGCAUGGCCAAGACCUUGGGAAACACAACAGCCCAGUACAGAUGGUUUGCUAUAUUUUAUCUUCUAGUCUGCUUCUUUCUUUUGCCUUUGUUUGUAUUUGGUCUGUCACUGGCAGGGUGGCCAGUCCUUUUGGGUGUUUGCCUUCCCCUAUUCCUUUUUUUUAUUGCUGUGGUUGUAAUUAAUGUUAUGCAGAAAAGGCGACCACAUUCGCUGCCUGAAAAGCUCCAAAACUGGGAUUUCCUACCCAUCUGGCUGCACUCCUUAGAGCCCUGGGACAACAUAAUUAUGGCUUCAAUUGCCUUUUGUGGGAAACACUGCUGUGGCUUCUGCAAGUGUUGCAAAGUCAAUGCUGAACAGGAAGGUGCCAAAGACAAGCAACUAAAAACUACAGAGGUUUAUGAAAACACCAUGGCAAUGGCUGAUGAAGAAAGAGGUGGAAGAAGAGCACCAGCUGCAGCUUCUGUUGACAAAACAGUCACAAACAACACAGCCUUAUAGUAGCGGAUCAACCCAUAUUAGCAGAAAUACAGCAUAGGACAGUCAGGCUCUUCAAAACUACCUUGGACUAUGCACUGAGGACAGAGUGAACAUUUUGUUAGGUUUCUGAAACCGGUGAUACAUCACUCAUCAAGGAAUGGAGUCAAACAAGCUUGACAGAGUCCCUAGAAAAUCUGUGCUCGGUUGCAAAGCUAAUGACAGAUUUGCUCACAGAGGAUCUACUAUGAGGUACCUUCCUCCAAUGCUAUCAGUAGCAAACAAAAGAAAUCCUGCUGUAGUCCCAUGAAGAGAGAGAUGAAAGGAGUGGUAAUCAGUUCAAACUUAAAAAACAAACAAACAAUGCACUUGUAGAACAGCCUAUCUAAUCUACCGACUUAUUCAGCAGAAGUUACUUUAUAAUACCUAAAAAGCUCUGGAAAUUAAAAAAAAAAAAAAAA
Messenger RNA from Lepidothrix coronata (blue-crowned manakin), 2726 nucleotides. It is a transcript of the gene SLC34A2, whose product is annotated as solute carrier family 34 member 2. Gene Ontology annotation, molecular function: sodium:phosphate symporter activity. The transcript has 15 exons. NCBI's taxonomy places the organism in Eukaryota, Metazoa, Chordata, Aves, Passeriformes, Pipridae. Gene Ontology annotation, cellular component: apical plasma membrane; brush border; vesicle. The record is from RefSeq and is a predicted model, not a curated record. Bases 259 to 2289 code for a protein of 676 amino acids. Gene Ontology annotation, biological process: sodium-dependent phosphate transport; intracellular phosphate ion homeostasis.